ACCUGCAGUGACAGAGAGAGGCACACAGCGCCAACACUGACUUUGGCACUGACAGGGCAGACUAGUGUUUAAGCCGAGAGAAGAAGCAGUUCUGUGGUGAGGGGUAGCUGUUACGCGGACGCUCACAGGGACUCGGCAGCCUGUGCCCACCUGUACCCCAGGAGGGAAGCUACAUCCUCUGCCUCCAGGAAGCCAACCUUCUUGCUCUCCACCAUGGAUGAGACGGAUGUCGAACAGGUGACCCUGGCCCUUCUAGAUGCGGCCACUGAUAAAGACUCAGAGGUCCAGGAACAGGUCAGAAAGUCUAUGUUGACUCUGGGAAAACAGCAGCCGGACAGGGUGUUAGCCAUGUGUCAGGACUACCUUCUGAAACACCCAAAGUUGGUAGUAAGCCACAGGGUUGUGAUUCUACAAACUAUUGAGCUGAUUGUGGGCUGCAGGAUAGAGGAGAUCAGUUACCCCAGGAUAAAAAGUAUCAUCUCCCUGGCUUCAGAUGAGAUGACACGAUCAAAAGAGGUCGUCCCUGAUUGGCAGCAGGCAGCCAGUAAUAUUUUGGUUGCUGUGGGUAACAAGCACAUCAAUGACAUCAUGGAGGAAAUACUAAGCAAGUUUCAGCCAGGGCUCCUACCUCACUUCUUUGUGGUUCAGACCCUGGCCAACCUUUCCGAUUCCAAUGUUUAUGGCAUGGUACCCUUCCUGAAUGCUAUUCUGGGCACCAUGUUGCCAAUGUUGAGCAUGGCCAAACAGGACAACAUGAAGUGGGUCUUCUCUUCUGCUCUGUGUCAUUUCAGCGACAGUAUCUUGGAGUACCUCGCCAACCUGGACAAAGCUCCAGAUCCCACUGUGAGAAAGGACACAUUUUCCAGUGAAAUCUAUGCUGCUUUUGACAUCCUCUUCAAUAAUUGGUUACAAAGCAGGGAGUCUAAGUUGAGGCUAACAGUAGCUGAGGCAGUGGGCUCUAUGUGCCAUCUGAUGGCCAGUGAUAAACUGGAGGAGCAGAUUCCUAAACUCAUUCCUGCCAUCUUGUCCCUGUACAAGAAAAACAACGAGCACUAUGUCAUCAGCAAGAGUCUGUGCCUAGUGCUUGAUGCUUCUGUCAGUAUGGGCAGCAGGGUGCUGGAGACACAACUGGACGGUCUGCUCUUGGCGCUGCAUCAACAGGUGUCUGCCCCUGUGGAUUACAAUAACCCUCCUACUGUCAAGAACCACAACGAGGUCCUGCGCUGCUUCAGCUUACUAGCUAACUCCUUCCCAGACCGUCUGGUCAUGUUCGUUCUUCAGAAGUUGGAGAACAGUAAUGAGCGAAGCAGGAUGGGCUCCCUGGCUGUCCUGCGUCACCUCAUCAACUCUACCACGUCCACAAUGGAGAAUAAGAAGCUGCUGAUUCUGGCCAGCAUCAGACAACCGAUGGCUGACCACAGCAACAAGGUCAAGAAGCGUGUGGUCCAGGUGAUCAGUGCGAUGGCUCAUCACGGCUACCUGGAGCUAGAGGGAGGGGAGCUGCUGGUCCGAUUCAUCGUUCAACACUGUGCCUUACCUGACACAUAUCGGCGAGGCCAGAGACCCACAGAUCCAGAGGAGGUGACCAACGAGGCACUGAGGACGAUGUGUGACAGCACUCUUCACCUCCUGACCACCACUGUUGGACGACUAGGAGAUGUACUAUGGCCAAAGCUGCUGUACUAUCUGACCCCUUCACAGUACAGCAAUGCCACCACUCCUCUGUGUAAAAGUCUGAUAGUGCUGGGCAACAAGAAGAAAAAUAACCAGGAGCCCAGCUUCAAGAUAGACUUUACACAGGAAGUCAAUCUUCCCUCCCCUCAAACACUAAUGGUCAGACUGCUGGUGAAUGCAGCGUUCCCGUUCAGUGGCAGAGGUCACGGAGCUCCGUCCCUCUCUCUCCUUCAGAUCCUCAGCAUCAACAUCCACCCCAAUACAGAGAUAUUGUGGGAGAAAGAGAUACCUCCUCUGCUUUCCAUGCUAGAGGAGUCAACGACAGAGAGCCUGGAAAAGAAACACUGGGAUGAAAAGUUGCUGAAGCUCUUGUCUAAAACCCUGGCUACUAUUGAUGAUGACAAGUGGGUGGGUCAGUUAGCAGCUGAGGCAACAAGAUACCUCUCCACGUACAACAACGCCUUAGAGGAGAAGAGUUUCCUGUAUCGAUGUAUAGGAGUGACUCUACAACAGUGUUUCAACAAGGAGUUGGUUAAAAAACAGCUGCAGGAAAUCCUCCUCACAGCACGACACUAUGAUGCUGUCGAAAGAGAGGGAGUUGCAAUGGGUGUUGGUCUGUGUGCCAACAGCCACCUAGAGGGAACUCUGGCCAAGCUGGAAGAGUUCGGCAAGUCCGACGCCUUCAAGAAGUCCCCAAGCAUCUUCAACCUUCUCAAGGAACGUAAUGAUGUCGAGGUAGAGAAGGUGAAAAGCACACUAAUCUUGUGUUAUGGUCAAGUGGCUUUGAACGCACCUCCAGAAACGAUUCUGACCCGCAUUGAUCAAGACAUCCUUCGCUCCAUCAGUAAACACUUCAAUACCAAGGUUCUUGGGAUUAAAGUAGAGACAAAGGACCUGACAAUGAAACUCAGUUUGAUCCAGAGUGUUGGACUCAUAGCCAAAGCCAUUAGUGAGUGUGUGAAGAAACAAGGCUACGUCUUCUCUCGCAAACAGGAGCUCAUUAAUGUUAUGCUGGAUUUUAUCAAGGCAGAGCCAGCUGAUUCCUUGAGGACUCCAGUACGCCAUCUUGUAAUGACCACCUUUGCCAACCUAAUGCCUCUGGACCCUGCGCUGAGUGAGAAUGAGAGCUUUGAAUUGCUAAAGGUUUGUGUGAACAGUGUGUUCUCUCUGCCACCUGAGACGCACACGCCAGAGAAAACUAAAGAAGAGGAGACACUUGACCCCAAGCAGAGAAAGGCAUUGUACAAAGACACGUUGGCUGCACUGCAGGAGCUGCUGAAAAGUGUUCUGGCCAAGGAUCCAACACCUGAUGGCCUUCAGAGUGUCUUCAAGCACAUUGAAUCAUGGUUGGGCUCUGGACAGGACCACGAGAGAGAGAGAGCUGUCACAGCUACUGCUCACAUGCUGGCUUACUACCUGGAUAACCUGACUGUAAAGAACAUCGUGUCUUUCCACAACCUUGGAGCUCUGUUGGGUCGGCUGUCUCCACGAUGUUCUGACCCUCGCCCUGCUGUACGCACCGCUGCCAUGGACUGUAUAUACUCUCUGCUUUACAUACAGCUACGCUAUGAAGGUUUUUCCCUGGAUCAUAAGGAUGAAGGUGUGGACAGUCUAUUGUCCCUAAAAGACCGUCUAGAUAACCCUGACCACUCGGUUCUAUAUAAGACGUGCUCCGACAUCACCAAGGUGAUGAGUAAGCGUCUGCCUCAGCAGCAGCUUACGACGUUGGUGUUCAUGUUGUUUGAAGGGCUGGUCGACAGUCAGGCCAACUGCUGCCGAGCCUCAACUGUCAUCCUAAAUACUCUGCUGAAGAACAGAGGAGGAGGACUACAAGAGCUGGUCCCAGAGAUGCUGGAGGUGCUACAUGUGCGUCUGCAGAGCAUCACAGAGGAGCAGGUGAGAGUGGCGGUGGGACAGACGGUACUAAUCCUGGCUUCUCAGCAUCUACAGGCUGUUAUCAAUACACUUGUUAACCAACCACUUCCUUACGACAGCUGGACCAGUGAGAUGUGGAUGGCCCUGGGAGCAGACCCCAUUGUUGCCAAUCAGAUCCUUGAGAUGGUGAUGGAGAAGCUCCUCAUCAUGGCGCCCUACGUAGACCAGAGGGAGUCGAUGAUUAGAGGAGGGAUGAGAAAGGUGGCCACCAAUCAGCCACUGGCUAUGACAUGUGGUCUCAAAGAGCUGUUAUUAAAUGGCCAGAGUCAGGAGCCGGCAGUCAGCAUGUUUCCUCAGCUCUUCUCCUGUCUCACUGUCAGACUGGGAGCAAGUGUCGGGGUCACUGCACCGAAGGACAACAACACUAAACAAACUGCCUCCAUCCAUGUAGCAGGGGUAGCAGCUGAUGCUCUGCGAAUCUUGUUAGCACGGGCCCAGUUAGAUGAGGUGAUGAAAAGACUGGAUGAAGAUAACGCCUGGGACGCAAUGAAGGAACCAAAUACACACGUUAAUGGAGUUACACUACUGGCAAGAGCCAUGGCUAAGCAUGCUGGUCCCAGGAUGCCUGCCAUUGUGGAGUCUCUGUGUCCCUCAUUGAACAACAUCUACGAAUGCCAGAGAAUCACCGUCACUGCUUUCUUCUCUGAGCUCUUAAACCAUCAUGUGGUGACGGAGUUGAUGUUGAUAGAUGUGUUAAUGAACAACAUGAUGGAGAGGAUAUCGGAUCCCUGUUGCACUGUCCGCAUGCUGUCUGUUAGGGGGCUGGGCAAUAUAGCCACGGGAUCACCUGAAAAGGUGAACAAAUAUGCCAAAGAGCUGCUGGCAGCCAUGAGUUCAGGCAUGGAGGAGAAAGACGAUCCAGGUAAGCUGAUUACCCUUGAAGCCAUGUCGGGUCUUUCCAAAGUUCUCCUCUAUCUGGACAAGAAGAACGUCCACUUAUUAGUGGUCUAUAUCUUCAUGAAGAUCAAACCAUUCCUGGAAAGUGAGAACGAUGAGAUCCGCUGUGCUUCCAUCCAUCUUAUGGGGAACCUGUCCAAGUUUGGCUCAGGCGAGCAAGUGUUCAAAGACCAGAUCCACAAUGUCCUGGUCAGCCUGCUGUUACACCUGGUUGACCCAAACCCACAGGUGGUCAAGGCGUGUAAGUAUUCAAUGCGAGUGUGUGCUCCUGUCGUGGGAUCAGAGCAGAUCACAGCCAUGUUUCAGAACCACCUUCAUGAUGAGAAGAGUUUGCACUAUGGAGAGUUUAUCAAUGACCUCACAAAGUACCUGAUUCAGGACUUUCCAGGCAUGCUGAACUUUUAUCACAUAUCAGUCAUCCAGUUCUUCAAGAGCAACUGGGCCGAGGUCAGAGCAGGAGCUGCCAUGUUUAUAGGGUUUCUUCUGGGUAAUCUUCCAGAGGAGCAUUUCUCCCACCUCAACAUGGGCACCAUCACUAAAGGUUUAGUGAUGCUGCUCCAAGAUCCAGAUCCUGUGGUGAGAGUGAAGGUGUGUCUGAGGCCUGUGGACAUUGUCCACUGA
Molecule: messenger RNA, 5127 nt
Organism: Anoplopoma fimbria (sablefish)
Lineage: Eukaryota; Metazoa; Chordata; Actinopteri; Perciformes; Anoplopomatidae
Gene: mroh1
Product: maestro heat-like repeat family member 1
Exons: 45
Coding region: 214-5127 (1637 amino acids)
Cellular component (GO): cytoplasm
Source: RefSeq, a predicted model, not a curated record